Messenger RNA from Phodopus roborovskii (desert hamster), 536 nucleotides. RefSeq names its product calmodulin-alpha-like. The transcript has a single exon. Gene Ontology annotation, cellular component: myosin II complex. Lineage: Eukaryota; Metazoa; Chordata; Mammalia; Rodentia; Cricetidae. Gene Ontology annotation, molecular function: calcium ion binding. The coding region runs from base 66 to 407 and encodes 113 amino acids. The record is from RefSeq and is a predicted model, not a curated record.
CCAAGUGGAGCGGGAGAGUUGAGCGGUUGUCUGUUCCCGUCUGGGAAACCAGUAGCCCUUGCAGCAUGGCUGACCAACUGACUGAAGAGCAGAUUGCAGAAUUCAAAGAAGCCUUUUCACUAUUCGACAAGGAUGGUGAUGGGACUAUAACAACAAAGGAACUGGGAACUGUGAUGAGGUCUCUUGAGCAGAACCCCACAGAAGCAGAGCUGCAGGACAUGAGUAAUGAAGUUGAUGCAGAUGGUAAUGGCACAAUUGACUUCCCUGAAUUUCUGACAAUGAUGGCAAGAAAAAUGAAAGACACAGACAGUGAAGAGGAGAUCAGAGAAGCAUUCCGUGUGUUUGAUAAGGAUGGCAAUGGCUACAUUAGUGCAGCAGAGCUUCGCCAUGUGAUGACAAACCUCUGAGAGAAGCUGACAGAUGAAGAGGUCGAUGAGAUGAUCAGGGAGGCAGACAUCGAUGGUGAUGGUCAGGUAAACUAUGAAGAGUUUGUACAAAUGAUGACAGCAAAGUGAAGACAUUGUACAGAAUGUGUU